This is a messenger RNA of Diaporthe citri, 603 nucleotides long. RefSeq lists its product as uncharacterized. NCBI's taxonomy places the organism in Eukaryota, Fungi, Ascomycota, Sordariomycetes, Diaporthales, Diaporthaceae. The record is from RefSeq and is a predicted model, not a curated record. The coding region runs from base 1 to 603 and encodes 200 amino acids. The transcript has a single exon.
AUGCUGAACGGUCCCUGCCCACACCCAAGUCUUCCCACGCCAAUCCGUCCUUUUCCGGAUUCGUCUCAAUCUGUACCACCGAGCCCAACGCCGCCUCAGGCAGCGACCAGAAAGCGCAGAGGUAGACCGACGAAGUCACGCAAUGCCCCAAACUGGAACAAACGCCGCCGUGUUCGCUUCUCCGAUCCUAUCCUUCCCGACCCAGAUUCCGAGCCGGAACCUCGCGACACGCACGUCUUCGUCCGCGUGCUCAAGAUCAUAGUUACCAUCGAGACGCCUAGUCCACCCCAGCGGGAGGAAUUGGUGUGGAACAAUCGCGCCAAGGGUUGGAGGCUGGCCGGCGAGAGGAGCGAGCGGAACAUUGAGGAUAUUUCUGAGUUGUUUGACGAUCUCACGGAGCAUGGCGCGCUCCUGAGGGUUGUCCUUGCCCCAACAGUGGGAAGAGGAGCACGGGAGCCGGUCGAGAUGGGCUGGAAUGGGGCGGGAUGUUGUUUUCAAGGCUCCAACCAGGACCUCGGGACCUUGUCGGUCGCUUUGGGCGAGAUGAAAGACAUGGUGAAGGAUCCGUGGGCGAGACAGUUUGUUGGAUACGUGCUGCUUUGA